Acanthoscelides obtectus is the source of this 6655-nucleotide messenger RNA. NCBI's taxonomy places the organism in Eukaryota, Metazoa, Arthropoda, Insecta, Coleoptera, Chrysomelidae. The record is from the annotation of a GenBank genome assembly.
AGGAGCAACAAGAGAUAUAGGAACCGCUCUCACGAGGAUAUGCCUAAGACACAAAGCGGUCGAAAACAGAAUGAAGAAUUUCACAAGCGUUAUUAUGGAAUGCCUGAUAUUGCCACUACAAGACAAACUAGAAGAAUGGAAGAAGGCUGUUAUAAACCUAGACAAAGAACAUGCAAAAGAUUACAAACGGGCCCGCACGGAACUGAAAAAGCGAUCUACGGACACUCUGAGGCUACAGAAGAAAAUGCGUAAAGGAGCGGGCGGUAGCGACGUACAGAAAAGGUUCGAAUGUGGGCUUCAAGACGUCACGGAAAGGAGACAGUUAUUGGAAGAGACUGAAAAGCAUGCUGUCAGGGCGGCACUGCUAGAGGAGAGGGGGCGGUUUUGCACUUUUGUUAGUUUGCUCAAACCAGUUGUGGAUGAAGAGGUAGCGAUGCUCACCGAAAUGGGACACCUACAAGAAGCUGUCCAGCAGCUGGAAAAGCACGCAGCUGACCCUCACACUCUUCCGCCAGCUUCAGAACAAGUUAUCGCCGACCUCAAAAGCGGAGAGGGUGGAUGGUGUUUCCAAGUGACGCCACCAUCUUCACCAUCUAGUUUAGGAUCAAGAAAAUCAUCGAUGUGUUCCAUAAGUUCGAUAAAUAGCUCGUCUUCAAGUAGUUCCAAAAGCCAUCAUUCACCCAGCCAUCCUUGGCAAAGGUCACUUUCACAGCCUGUAGGUCGUAGUGGUACAAUGCGUGCUAGGUCAGUGUCCAGUCAAGAUUCUGGAUUUAUUUCACAAGAUACUCUUUAUCCUAGACCUCCGUCAUCGUUCAGUGUUACACAGGUAUCGAAUAUGUCCGAGCACAGCCAGAACAGCAGCAGUUCCAGCACGCCGUGCACCCCGUACCCGGCGGCCCCCACCACCACGGCCACGUGGCCUAACCUCCAAGAGACUAUGCAGUUUGAAAGGGCGGCUACAGCGAUCAUCAGCGACCGCCCGCACACCAUAUCUUCAGCGUACGAAAAAGGUCAUCAAAGGCCACCGCUGACAGUGUAUACUUUUCAAGCGCCUGACCAGAGCCUGUCGCAGCCGGCCAGUCCUGUCACUUCGAUCACGCCCACGGACACGACUCCGGUACCGCCCAAGAGCCCCGCCUCUUCCAUCAAGUCCGUCUCGAAGCCGCCGCUACCCAUGCGUUGUUCCUCCCUGGAACGCCCCUCUUCGAAUACGAUAACCACCUCGUCACCGAGCAUGGGGCCGGCCGUACCCGCGAAGAUCGCCGGCGUGCAAGGCGUACGCGUGCUGCCGUCCGCCGCCGAGCUGCCGAAUAGGAAGCCGUCUCCGUUGACGCAGCAGCACGUAUCCAGGAUCGCAGCGGCGCAACCGACGUACGUCAACAUGCACGAGUUGGCUAGCAUGGGGAAGGAUAAGAGUCUGCCCCCACCUCCCGCGUCGCAGGAAUUUGGUGGAACCGCAGAAAAGACAACCGAGGGUGAGAAGGAGAGCAGCACUAGUGAGAGUUCAUUGGAAUCAUCGAGUGGUUACGGCAGCCAAACAACGUUUACGCCUGAAGACGUCCAACACAUUGAUGAUGUAAACGGUACAGCAAGCAAGUAUUGCACACUGCCUCGCAACAAUGACAUUGCUAGCAACAUGAGAAGAAGACCGCUCUCCAUGACAGCAAUGGGCAUGGGUACAAUGCGGAACAACCUCCUGCGACGUGGUUCUAUGCAAACCCAGAAACCACCACCGCCCAUCCGUAGGACAUCUUCCAUCACAAACACUUCAGCGUCUUCCAUGGGUAGUUUGGAGAAUCUCCCGCCGCCUCCAGCGUUUUUACUUGAGCCUAAUAACACGCAGCAGUCUGGCAAACCGAGUACUGCAAUAGGUGUAAAUGUAGCCGAAACGGUAAAGGCCCUUACGGAAUUGAAGCAUACGCCAGCAAGUCCAAACUCUGUGAGGCGUAUGUCAGCGUCCACGCAGAAUAUUUAUCAGAAUAUGCAAACCGGCCAAGCUACCUGCGGAUCACCACAAAGUCCUAUUCUCAGCACUUUCCAGAGUCAAACAAAGGUUUCGUACGUAUCCCAAUCUGGAGGGGUAGUUUAUGCUCAGCCUUCCCAGUUUGUAGGUGGAAGCCCCAAUGCAGUUAGAAGAAUAAACAAUUUUAGGUCUCAAAGCGCCGAUAGAAAAUCCGAAGGUCCGGUAAGCGUGGUCGGAUCUACCUUCAUAGCCUCUCUAAGCGCCAAGUUAGCGCCUCAACUGAGCCCCAGAUCCUCGCGCCGCCACUCAGAAGACCACUCGUCCGCGAUGCCUAUGCCUAAGAUGCCGCAGCGCGCCACGGGUCCGGGACAAAGUUUCCUGGACUCGCUCAAUGCCAAAUUGGCGCAACAACAUAAGAAAUCACCACAUUCCAAUAAUACCAACAACAAGGGCAGCAGGAUCAGGCAACUUAUGAACGAUACCGCAAAGCUGGACGUAAAAGAAUGCCACGACUCUCUGAUGGAUCAAAUAAGACGUGGAACUACGCUGAAGAGGACGGAUAUAUCGAACGACAGUCCUGGAAUACCAUUACCUCUAAAGGGAAUAUCAAACGAUUCUGGUGGUGAGAAAUAACAAGUGAAAAGUGAAUAUUGGUUGCACUACAAUAAAUUUAUCUGAAUUUUCAGUUGUUUUCAUAUCAUUUUGAACAAAUAAAACGCGAAUCAAACAAAAUGCUAAUAAUCCUUAUUUUCUAUUCCAUUAAGAAAUGUUUGUUCUGUCAAUAAAUGGGCGCAUUUAAAAACGACAGCACUCUAGCGCACAUCAAAUAGCGUUUCAAGUGAUGUGGUUCCCUGAACGCACCCAAAAUAAUAUUUCAAGUAUUUUGCUUUAUAAUAACUGACAGAAAGUUGCGGAAAAAUCUGCAAUGUAUUCGAAAAACUCUUAAAGCAAUGUUAAUCCGUCUAGUAGCAACUAUCGGUACUUCCAGAUUUCAAUUUUUUUUCUACAAACACGUUGGAUGAUCAAUUAUUAUUAUUACCUUUGUAUUUUUACUGUAUUUAUUGACGUCCAUAUUUAUUAUACGAAUCUGACUGAAUUAUUUUUAUAUAUAGAUAGUAUUAUCAAGUAGGACUGAUGUUCAAAUAUGUGUAAAUUACUAAUGUGAUUUCGUUCCAUAAUAUAUUCCUUACUGUACAUAGAAACUAUCUAAGGGGUCUUUAAACUAUCGUGACUUUGUUUUGGUAUCAACACGCAUCAGAUUUCUAAUGGCAACACCAAAGCUUAUUGAACUGAUAAUACUGGUCUUCCUUUAUUUAGCAUUAAUAUUUUUGGCGCUGGAUAUUGUCAAACUUUGGAGCUAAAUGAUUUUUUAGGACACUGUCAAUGGUAGUUUUCUUGAAAAUCGUUGGAAAGUACACAAAAGUUGAAAAAUAUUCAUGGCUAACCUUAGAGAAGCUUGUGUUUUUGGCAUGUAUCAAGUUUUAGUUUGAACUUUAUGCGAGGACUUGGGGCAAUAAGGUACCUUAGUCACAUUGACUUCUUUAUGUAACAUUUUUAGGAACAGCAUUUGAUGACAAAUGAGUCGUAAAAAUAUAAUUUCGUUUUUGAAAAUAAUGUAUUGGUAUUGAAAAAAAUUGUGCUCCAAGGGUAGCUUGAAAAUAGUUUCUUUUAUAAAUAAACAUAUAACUUGGGUGUUCGUUGUUCAAGCUUGCAUAUGCAGGCUUCACUAAAUUUUGCGGAUUCCUUAUCUACGUUAUAGUAUUUUUUUCGUAACAGAUGUAGAUUCAAAUGCGUAAAAGUUCUGUAUUUCCAAUAGGACAGUGAGAUGCAUUUCUUGAAGAUGGUUACAUGAAUUUAUUUGGUCCAGUUUUUUGUGGUCUACUGUUGUUGUUCUCGAUAAGUAUAAUGAUAUCCUAUGAUAAAUAGAUUGGUUUGAAAUCAUUAUCUACCGGUAUUGUGAAACUACACUACCCAAAAAAAAAUAAAGGAGAAAGAGAAAAUCCAAAUUUUUUGGUGAUUUUGAGAGGCUGGAUUUCGGUGAAAAAUGGUUGUAUCUAGACUUAAAAAAAAGUAUAUUGAAGCUUCAAGAUUCUAGUUUUCAGGCUUCUUAGCCGAAAAAUAUUAGGAGUAACGGUUGUCCUGCAAUUCUAUUCCAUCAUGUGUAUCUGAUACCCAGUUUAUUCAGCUUCAAAAUUUCGUCAUACGAUUAUUUAUCGCGGCUUUGAAAAAGGAUCAUUUUGUCAUCGACUACUGAUAUCUCGGAAACCUGUGAUCGCACAGAAAAUGUAAUGAUAUUUCCAAAAAAAAUUACAAUUGUGACAACAAAAGAAGAAAAAUGUUUUUGGCUCCUUUGAUUUCUUUCAAGUUUUGACCUAAUCGGUCUGAAGAAACUGUACAAUUGAUCUAUCUGCCAUCGUGCAGGGUUAUUAGGGGUACAUUGAGGUAUAAAAAACCUAAAAACGUCAGCCUUCUCAUUAGAAGUUCCAAAAAUGCGGUAGAUUUUCCAAAACAAUGCAAAAAGUAAGUGUUUUGACUUUUUUAAAAUCAGUACUAAGUAAACGAAAAAAAAAAUCCUCAAAGAUAGCAAUCAAAUUUUAAUGGGGGUUUAAUUCCAAUUUUCGGAAAUACCCUUACGUUCUUUGUGCGAUUACUGGUUACCUAGAUAUCAGUGGUCGAGGGAUGCUUUUUCAUUGAAAAUCGGAUAUCUUCGCGCCAAAUGAUCGUAUCGAGAUUUUAAAAACAGAAUAUUGAAGCUGAAUAAACGUGUUAUCCGAUCCAUAUGAUGGCCUAACAGACAAUUUUUUUUCAAGGUCGUGGACUAAAAAGGAGAAGUAAAAAAUUUCUUGCGCUAUCUGUUAAAACUGCAUGAGAUCCGUUGCCCCUAAAAUCUUUCAGCUAAAAAACCUGAAAAUUAGAAUUUCAGAGCUUUAAAAUGCUUUUGUUAAAGUCUCGAUACGACCAUUUUCCACCGAAAUACAGCCUGCCAAAGAUCACCGAAAAAAUAAGGAUAUUUUUCUUGCUCCCUUAAAUUUUUUCAGUAGUGUAAUACAAAACAUAGUUUUCCUACGUAGCAAAGCCACAUAACGGCAGUAAGGUCAUUAUUUAUUUGCCCUCAGAGUCACUAUCAUGGAUUUGCUAUCAGUCCGAUGAUACUUUUUGUCCUUCCUUUCUAACAGCUAAUUGUAAAAAAAAUCAACAUCAGCCAUAGACGCAACGGAUGCUUUUCGAUGGAUUUGUGGUUUUUUAUUCAAAUGUGACUUAGAUAUGUACCUUAUUGCCCCAAACCAUUCAAAUUAAAAUUUAUUUUCUUCAUAACCUGAUUUCAGUUUUGUGACCGAAUUUUUAAACUUGGUGCCCACGAACCUUUUUAACUAGUUAAUCUAAAUCUCAUUGCAAAGCAUAGACGAUCGUGAAAAUUUCGACUCUUAUGCAGAAAUAAAUCAUAGUUCUGCUAUGUUCACGAAAAAUAGUAUGUUGAUAUUUUAUAUCAGUAUUUUUCGGCGUGCUGUAGAUUGAUACAUCAUUAUAAAGCUUGUGCGUUGGACUUUUUUCUUUAUAAUGCUCAGUCUAGUCUAUGUGGCUGUUUUGAGGGAGUGAUGACCUUGUCGUCAAAACUGAAUCGCCUUGUGAAAUGUUCUUUCAACUUAGGUAACAGGUGAUACUCACUGGAUGCCAAGUGCGUCGUGGAUUGUCUUGCAAAAAGCUUACAACUUCUGCUCUCCAUUCCUCUUCUGAGUUUCAGAAUUGCGCGUAAAUGUUGUAUUCUAUGUUUUACGGUAUCUACCUUCAAGUUGAAAAAGCACAUGAUCGAAAAUACCAGAGCGGAGGGGUAAAAUAAAAUGCCGAAAUGCUGCUAUUUGAAAAUUUGAAGAACGCAUAUCAGAAAUAUACUAUUUAAAAAUUUGAGAAAAUUUUUGGCAGUUGCCGCAUUAAAAUCGGUAGACCUGGUAACACUAUUGCAAAGUGAAAGAUGGGGUUCACUGCUUUCUCAAUAAUCUGACGGGGAGCUGGUGUGACCUGACAAAAAAUGCCACAAUAUAUACAAAAAUCCGUUGACUGCAAUGGCGAUUGUGUAGAUAAAUAGACAUUUGUUCAAGGUAUUGAUUUAUGUUUUGAUACUUCUAAAAAAAAAUAGUAGAUCGUGCUCUUGGGUUACCCUUUUAUAUUCGUUUGGAUUACAUAUAGCUGAAGUUUGCCUUUUUCAAAAUACUAAAUUUUACACUUAAAAUUUAUAUAAAGAUUUUUCACGUUGAGCGACUUAUUUUGGUACUCCUGGUUUUUCAAUCAAAGUCCAUUUAUAUAACGCAUGAAGACCCGUAGUUUAGUCUAGCUGCUGUAAAUAGCAUAUAAGCAUUUAAAUGGGUUAAUAUAUUUAAUGAGUAGUGUGUAGGAACAUAGAGCACAAUUAUUUUUUGUGUAUUCCAUGAGUACAACUGUUGUUGUCACUUGUUAUCUAUCAUUUAUUUUUGUUUAAUGUUCUAUAAAAUAAACGUAUAUAUGCAUGUGAAGCUGUAGUUGUUACGGACAUUAUCGUCAGAUGGGUAAAACAUGCUGUAUAUAACUCGGUAACAUUUCUUGCAACAUUCAUGUUAAAAGUGAUAUGUCAUUUACUUACGAUUUAGAAUGAUAAAUGUACGGUUCCAGCAUUUUGCUUGAUUUGUGUUGUGUCUAAUAAAGGUAUUAAUAAAAGUC